Chiloscyllium plagiosum (whitespotted bambooshark) is the source of this 7893-nucleotide messenger RNA. Lineage: Eukaryota; Metazoa; Chordata; Chondrichthyes; Orectolobiformes; Hemiscylliidae. The record is from RefSeq and is a predicted model, not a curated record.
UAUUUAUUUAAUUCAAAUUCCACAAUCUGCCAUGGCGGGAUUCAAACCCAGCAGUCCCCAGAACAUUUCCUCAGUCUCUGGAUUAAUAGUCCUGCAGUAAUAUCACUAGGCCGUUGCUUCCCCUAAAUUGCUUCUUUCACAAAAGUAGCAUGCAUUUUUUUCACUGACUCGCCCUCUGUUCCAAUGAAAACUAAAUAAAGCAGACAUUUUUUUUGGAUGCAAGGUUUACUUUAACGAUUUCGGAUUGUCAUAACUAUCUACAGCAAAAGCUCAAAUCUAAACUAAUGGAUUUUAACUUUUUCUUUAAUAGUCUGCAAUGACAACAGGCUGAACCUUAAAAAUUUUUUCCGGCUACAUGUCAGCUUAAUUGAAUUUCACAGAAGGUUCAUGUCCGUGAGGCUUAGUAAGUUUUGUCCCAAAACUACCUCAUUAUCUAUCUGCCCAAUCCAAUAGCAACUCAAUGUUUGCUUUAUUCUACCACUUGCCAUAACUGGAAAAACUUGCCGCUGACCAGAUAUUUUGAAAUAGACCAGCAUUCCUGUUGACAGUGCCAUCUUUUAAAGAUUAUUUUGCACCUGGACAACGCUGACACACCCAAACUGCCCUGCACAGUUUGUGAUAUUUGCCCAUGGCAAAUGUCAUGGCAUAGAGGGACAUUUUGACCUAACUUUGAGGACAGGCGGCUGGAGGUUCUUUUCCAUGGGGUGGUGCACAGGAGUACCAUCCUCAAUCUCCAGGACUGCCAAAGGAGGCCAUGACAACAGGCCUUGCCAACCUGGUCCUUGGUUGCCACACAAAUCAGUGCAAUCCAGCCAUCCAGAGAAUGCCCAGCCCAGCCAUCCAGAGAAUGCCCAGCACUGCAUGAAGAAGGUCAUUGACCUCCUCGGAUCUACCAGGGUAAGCUGCUAUUGUCUCUCUACUACCUCUUUAUCACUCUGUCUCUUCUUCACCAAUUUCCCUUCAAGGCUCAACCCUUUUUUACUAUUGCAUGCAACAUCUCCUCUCACUCAUUGUCACCCACCUCAAACCCCACACCGCUAACCCUGCAUGCCUCUACUCUUACUCAUUCACUUGGGAUACAUCACCAUUUUCCCCUACCUGCACCAGCACAACACUAACAGUUGUGCCAGCCACUUUCAUCUCGCUCAAUUCCUCCUCUUCUCUCAUUACAGGAGAAAACAACCCACAUGAAGGCAGAAUGAACAUGUUCUGAUAUUCAGUUCCUCAUCCCUCACAAGGAAAGGAUCCUGACCACCCCAAGAGGCUGACUGACUGCAUCCAAGACAGGUAUUGGAGGUUGCCCUUACUGUGCCGGGGUCCUUGAUGGAAGGCUAUUUCCCUUAACUGAGAACAGCUGUCAACCAUGUUAAACUUCUUGAUUUUGUGUCUGCGCUGAAAGGCAAGGCAAGACUGAAGUACCAUGAACCUGACAGCUCUGAUUCAGACUGGAAAGUACAAAAAGGCAACGCAGGGAUACUAUAAGCAUCCAGGUUUUCAAGAUUGGCGAUAGCAGAAAUGGAUAACGGUGGUUAUAUCCAGUUUGAUGUGCCUGAGUAUAGCAACUGUGUCCUGAGCCAACUUAAUGAACUACGCUUACAAGGAAAGUUAUGUGACAUUAUAGUUCAUAUUCAGGGUCAGCCUUUCAGAGCCCACAAGGCUGUCCUUGCUGCCAGCUCCCCAUAUUUCCGUGAUCAUUCAGCACUGAGCACCAUGAGUGGUUUAUCAAUAUCAGUUAUUAAAAAUCCAGAUGUAUUUGAACAGUUACUUUCAUUUUGUUACACUGGAAGACUAUCGUUGCACUUGAAAGAUGUUGUUAGCUUUCUUACUGCUGCAAGCUUUCUUCAGAUGCAGUGCAUAAUUGACAAAUGUACUCAGAUCUUGGAGAGCAUUCACUCGAAAUUCAGUAUUGUGAGUAUUGACUCUGUAGUUGUCAGUACUGAUGAUAAUCAGGGAAAUCGCAAUGGGGUUAGGGACAGCAAUAGCCGCUUCUUAAAUCCAGUUGAAAUUUCUCCUCCAUAUUAUGGUCAAGUACGGCAGACAACAAUUGCUAAUGAGCCACGUAUGGAGGCCACACCAAACCGAAGUUUUCAGAAUCGGACUAUGGAGGAGAGGCACUCUGAUCCUGGAAGCAGCGGUAGUAUUUCUGAGCACGAAAUCCAAAUUGAAGGUGAUCAUGAACAAGCAGAGUUAAUAGUGAGGGAGACUAAUCCAAUCGGCGCUCAGAUUACAGAGGUCAAAGUCAAAAUGGAAAAAUCCGAUCGGCCAAGUUGUUCAGAUAGUUCGUCAGUGGGUGAUGAUGGAUAUCAUACAGAAAUGGUAGAUGGCGAUCAUGUGGACAGAAUGGUGGCGGUGAAUGUCAGCUCGUAUGGACCAGUACUGCAGCAGGCUUUCUCACUAUCUCAACCCGCAUCACAGUCAGCUGGCUUAUCGACAACCUAUGGUUGCAUCACAAAUUCAAGUCCCUCUAGAUCUAUGCUUAGUAAUUUUAGAGGCCGAGGCCGACUUAAACGAAAUAUACAGAUACAGAAUGAAGGACAAAAUGUGAUUAGUCAGUCCUCUGAUGGCGAUAGUGGGCCGAACAGGCAAGGUUUUGAGAGUAAUCCCCAUGACCAUGAUGCAAGGGAACACUGGUUUCCAUAUAAUCAAAGAUUAAUCUGUAUCUACUGUGGAAAAUCCUUCAACCAGAAAGGGAGCCUUGACCGACACAUGCGCCUCCACAUGGGAAUAACUCCUUUUGUCUGCCGUUUUUGUGGGAAAAAAUACACACGGAAAGACCAACUUGAAUACCACAUUCGCGGGCACACGGAUGAUAAACCAUACCGCUGUGAGAUCUGUGGGAAAUGUUUCCCUUUCCAAGGCACUCUGAACCAACAUUUGAGGAAAAACCAUCCUGGCGCUGCUGAAAUUAAAGGACGAGUCGAGUCACCUGACCGAACAGACACACAUAUAGAACAAAAAGAAGGUGAUGAACCUUCUCCCUCAGAAGAAACCAACAUGGAGACUGCAGUGCAGGAUGUUCUUCCUUUGUCACAUAUUUCUGAAUGAGUAGCUUAGGCAUAACAAAGCCAGAAGCGUGCACAGCUAGAAAUAAUGCUACAAUAUUCGUAUUUUGGGGUUUUUUUUGUAGCACAAGUAUUCAGCAUUUAUAUAAUGUUUCUGGUUAUGAAACUACUAUUUUUCCCCAAUCAAGUUCUAUUUUUUUCUUGUAUCGAUUUUUCCUGAAAAUUGAUAAUUUUGAGUACUUCAGAAAAGAUAGUAUUUGCCUGAUUAAAGGUACAGUGUAUAAUAUAAAUAUAAAAAAUAAAAUAAAUUACCAUGUUCAGGAGAAGAAUCAGGAUAAUUAGUUAUGGUAACAGGAAGAAAUGUGCGUGAGAUAAUACAAUGAAGCACCAUUAUAGUAACUAAAAGUCCAUGUGACCAGCCAAAGCAUCCAUAAUACUUCACACAGCAGUGAGAAAUGCUAUUUAGUCCAGUGUUCCAUUUCACAAAAUGAUUUUAUCAAUGAAGGUUAAAGACAAUGUAGUGGCCUAAGGUUUGAAUUGAACUCUUCAAUGGGCCAGCAUUGGAAGCCUGGCAGAUAUCAGACUUUGCAAUUGUGAUGAGUUUGAUAUUUAUUUUUAAUCAAUAACUUGGUGAAAUAUUAAUUGACUGAGGAUUCCAGUUUGUGCUGGCACACAUUAUGAGCACCCUCUACUGUUCAGUCCAUAUGUAACAUUCUUCUAAGAAUAUUCCAAAACUCAUUCUCAGGUCAGAUUUCAUCCUGGAUCUGUAGCUGUGAUAACAUGGAUACCAAGCAAGACUUUGUUAUACAAUUGGCUUGAUUCAGCCUGCACUAUUAAAUUGUACACCAUUCAUCCAGUCUCUCUUUGAUCAGUGUUACAGUUAUACUGCUGUGUGGAAUAGUUUGAAUGCUUAAUGGUCAUAUUUACUAGUUUCAUCGAUAAACUAUAUUUUAAUUCAUUUAAUUCAUUCUUGCAAAAGACCUCUACACACAUUUUUUGACUGAUAUUAAAGCCCUUCAGGCUUUAGUUUAUAAUCAAAUGUAUCCGUGUCAAUAUAUUCAAAUGAAUGCAAUCUUAAAUGUACUUUAGGAUUGGACUUUUAGCAUACGCCCAUCUCUGAUCAGGCAUGUACCCAGCAUCUUCAGGGCAAUGGCAUUUGUCAAGUGGACAGCAAUUAUUUUCACUCAUGGUAGGCCUGGUGAAGGGGCAGGAUUGCCUCUUCUCCAGUGGUGUCUUCUGUGUUUUAGAGAGUUAUUCUGUUAUUCUUUUGAUCUUAAAAACUUGGUUAUUGAGGAAUGCUUCUUUUAUCUUCACAUUUAGGGAAUUACAAUUUAUACCGAAGAGGUCGGAUUUAAUUAACUAUAUGUUUACUUUGCCGAGCCACAUUUUAUUCAUUGAGGUCAUUUGCUUAUUCUGUUGGUAGGUGCACUUCCAGGUUUUUAAUACUAAAUUCAACAACACACAACUUUUGUCAGUUUAGAAGUUUUGUAGGGAGAGAAAUCAAGGCAAUAUUUAAAAUAAAAGAUAGAUGUAGGCAUUGUAUUUGCCAUUCAACAACAGUUUUAUUUAUGCGCAUUAUAAUUCUUAGCAGAAGACUGUUAAAUGUUCUACUAUAGAAAGGUAUUCAAACAAUUCAAGUACUUCUGUGAUCAAAGUCUUUCAGUCUCAACCAAUAUUUAUGAGUCCCUCUUCUCUGCAUGUCCUUGUUAAAAGGCUAACUCAUUUAAAGGAUUGCUGAUGGGAACAUAAUAUAGCAUUGACAAUUCAUUAAAUUAUGAAAUUAAUAUUUCAAAUUACCAUGCUGUAUCUUGUGCUAGUAGUGUUCUCGGUCCAGCACUUAAAUAUAAUUGUGUCUGCAAAAAUGCUCGUACUAAGUUUAAUUUAAAAAAUCUUAGUCUUUUGAUCAUUGGAAAACUUCUUUUCAUUUUGCAUUGGGUUUGAAACACUUGGAUUCAGCUACUUCUGACCCUUUAAGAAGGUUGACUGUCAGUUCGUAUGACAUCAGUAGGGAAGUUUCUAGGUUUUUAAGUUAAAUUCAGUUCCAAGUCAGAGCUGAAUUUUGGAUCAAAGAUUAAUCAAACUAAUAUUAAAAGUAAGUAAAUAUGUGACUUGCAGAUACUUUAUAAACAGUUGCAAUUCACACAAGAUCAUUGUAGAACAUCUUUAUUAGAAAAAGAUAACCCUUCUCACCCUGCAAAUGUCCCUUCCGCACACUCCUCCUGAAUAGUGUUUUGAAUACAUUUAUUGUAUACGGUAUGCUAAAUGAACUAGUCUAGAAUUAUUUGUUUAAGGGUAUAAUUGCAUAUAUUCCCAAUCUGGCCUAUAAAUGAAUACCUUGAGGCUUCUGAUGUAUGAUUUUAGAGGGAAAAAAAUUGCUAAACUUGUACCUUUUUGAAAAGAGUCGGUACUAAUUGGAACACUUUUAUAAAAGAUUUAUUUGAGAAAGUUGUUUUACUUUAAUCAUGAAAAAGCUUUCUGCAAGGAUGUGUAUACUCAAUAAGUCCUGGAAAAAAUUACCUGGUCCUGUAUUCAUUCUAGAUUUUUGGGUCUGUUCGCACUUGGAUCUCUGAUUUUAAAAGAAGACCUAUGAGUUCAUCUAAUCAUUCAUUACAAUCCUGUCAAUCAAAUAAUGCAUUAUUUACAUCCUUUUUAAUCUGCAAGAAUACUGAAUAAAUUGAGGAACACAUGCUACAUCUAUUAACCAUGCUGAGCUAAUAAAUUGUAUCAGCAGAUACAAAAGUUAAAAAUGAAUGGAGGAACUGUAGAUUUUCUCCAUCUUCAAAUAGGAAAGUUGUUGGUGUGUAUUACUCUGUAGUCCAUAUUACUUUAUACGAGCCAGGUAAUAGAAUCAUCUAGGAAUCAUAUCCACUCUCAGACCAUAAUAUACAUGCUGUGAUGUUCUAGUUUAAGAAAAAGUAAGUAGUACUACUAAACUUAAACAGUUUACUUAUUACCUGGUUAUAGUCCAAUCCCUUUUUGGUAUUCAAAUGGAAGUUGUAUAUUGGAAAUGUAUGUACUCAACUGUGGUCUUUUUGAUUACCAUCAAUCCUGGAUCAGUGGACACUUAACAUACAGAUUUUCAGGUUAUUAAAGUUUGAAGAGGAUACAAACUCCAAAAGGGUUGAGGUUAUGUAUAGCCUCACCUACCUUCCUUGGGGUAUUUGCCCUCAAAUGGUGCUGUUAGAUCAGGUUAGAAUUAUUUAUUGAACCAGCAUUAACAAUUUUAUAUAUAAAUAAUAUUUGGGUGUGUACUGUUUCAAAUUUUUGUUUAUAUAAAUUCUUUAUAUGAACCCUGUAAUAUAAUCAAUCUGGAAUUCUAGUCAACUCCAAAGUAUUGAUGGGAUGAUUGAAGUUGAUGUUUUCUAGAAUGCAUGUAAUCUUUAAGGAAACCUAUAGAGUUUUAAUCUGUUCUAAAAUCCAGCUAAUCCAUUAUAAUUUAAUAGAACAUACUGAUUUAACACUUUGGAUGAAUCAAGAGCUAAACUGGUGAUGUCAUUUUGUCUCUUAGUUUAUUCCUGGAAUUUUAUUUUCUGAAGAAGCUCGCAAUUGUCAUGACAAUUUCUAAAACAGAACUAACUGUAUUAAUCAUGAUAAAGCACAAAUUUGACUUAUUAAAAUUUUUGUUCUGUCUAGUAUAUUUUGUGCAUGGCUAAAAUUUUAUGAGCCUAACCUGAUCUGCCAUUUUGAAUUUCUCAGACUCUGAGCUACAAUGCCAAAUGGGCACCCUAUUGCACUUUGCCUGAACUCAGACAGAAUUGCUUGUUGGACUCAGCAAUGAUGAAUUCCCAACCAUCCCCUCAUUCAUGCUCAAAGGAAAUCAUAAUAAGAUGACAUUUGAAAUGUUCAUUGUUAACCUGUUUUGCAUUAAAUAAAAAUGUGUAUAAUACUGUCAAUGAAGUCAGAAACAAGCAGGAACAUAUUUCAUACUCAUUGCAUUACUUGGGUAAAUUUCAGAUCUGAGUUCAGAGACACAGGUACCAAUUACAUAGAAUAGUGCAACAUACAAAUCUGGAUUGGUGGGCAGGAAGGUAGUUAAAUUAGCUGCCAUUAAGCAUUUAAGAGGUGCUGUAUGUAUAUAAUAUAAAAAAGACUUUUAACAGAGCCUAUAUUGGACAUCUACCUAACACUUUCUUAAACACCCUGACUCAGACAAUAUUAGUGCAAUAAACACACAUUCACAAUAGACACAGUUUUAAAUAAGCUAUUUUCAAAUGAUAUAGUGCAUUUUUUUAAUUUUGAUAUUUACUGUGUAUAAUCUGUUUAGGACCAUUGUGUCAGAAGCAACCAAAAAUGUAUUCCACUGUUUUAUUAAGCAGUAUAUCUCAAUAAGCUUUUUUUGAUUGUUCCAUGAAGCAAUUGCAGAAGUUAGAACAGAGCUUUUUGAGAAAGAGUAACAGAGCUAUAUAUAAGGGAAAUGAUUUGACAUCAUCAGAGCAGAUUUUGUUUUGCAAGUUAAUUUUCUAAGUUCUGUGGAUGUGAUCUCAAAGAGCUACAAAAUGGCUGCUAGAUUGUCAGUAUCUAGAGAGGACAUUAAUGUGCUGUUCACUUAUUAAAACUCUGGAGAUUUUCUUUAGCAGGCCAUAAUCCAUGAGUGAGUGAAAUAAUGAAGCUAUGUAAAGCUGAUGCUCUGACAGUUGAUAACUAGCCAUUAUGGAUGUAUUUUCUAGCAUGAAUGCAAUCAAUAUUUAUUCAAAAGUAUAUGUUUUCUCUUAUCCUAUUAGCUGUGUCUGUGAUCAAUUAAUAUUUCAGUGCUGCUUAAUUAUUGUUUUGAUAAUCCUUUUUUCUGUGUUUCCAUUUUGUUGCUUGUAAACAGCUUUUGUAUUGUUUGAAGAGUACUAAAUGGAAAGUUUCUGUUUUUGUAAAUAAACCUUUUGCUGUUAUAGAACCCCAA